Messenger RNA from Mollisia scopiformis, 2520 nucleotides. RefSeq lists its product as uncharacterized. The coding region runs from base 295 to 2520 and encodes 741 amino acids. Gene Ontology annotation, cellular component: nucleus. Lineage: Eukaryota; Fungi; Ascomycota; Leotiomycetes; Helotiales; Mollisiaceae. Gene Ontology annotation, molecular function: DNA-binding transcription factor activity, RNA polymerase II-specific; DNA binding; zinc ion binding. The record is from RefSeq and is a predicted model, not a curated record. Gene Ontology annotation, biological process: DNA-templated transcription; regulation of DNA-templated transcription. The transcript is spliced from 9 exons.
CCUCAUCAUCAUGCACAAUGCAUGUGGCGCAGAGAAUGUGGUAUUGAACAAGACGACUUGUCAUGUGGGCAGUUAGCAGAGUGUGACACUGUGUGAGAGAGUUCGAAGUUUUGUCACAUUUGUCAGCAUUACCUACUCUAUUCACGUGCACGCAUCUGGCAAUCUCACCUUGGACUUGCACGACCUUACCCAGCUCUUGGUUUUCUCUAUCCGUUACCCAAUCAAUUUGUUUAUUCUGAAACUUACUCCUCUAUCAUCAAUAUCUGAGCUUCGAUUUGAACAAAGUUGCCUGUCAUGACAGUCCAAGGCGAACAAGCAUCGGACAUAACGAAGCGCCCACAACGAGCAAAUGGACAUCGACUGACUCGGAGACGUAUUCCUCUAUCUUGUACAGCAUGUCGAGUUCGAAAAUUGAAGUGCAACAGAGAGAAGCCGUGCCAGAACUGCAUUGUUCGAGGCGAUGCUACUGCUGCUUCAUGUACGUAUGCCGAAAAGGCCGAGAAGAAGUAUGGCCAGGCUGGUAUAAGGUCAGACGAGGAUAUGCGGAAAAGACUUAACCGUCUCGAAAACUCAAUAUUGACUAUGAUUUCGAAUGAUGCGGAGCAUAGAGGUAGCCAAACGGAUUCGGCAAAUCAUCCAAGUCCCGCGAAUUCGACUGGUAGUCCCGGCCAUACUGGUGCUCAACGCAUAUCAUCUGACACUAGAAGUACACAUUGGGACGCUAUCCUGAACGAUCUCGGAGCUAUGAAGGAAGCUUGGAUUGAAGAGAAUGACAAGAUAGAAUUCACGAACGGUUUCGAAGAACCUGUUAUUACCAAACCCCAUCGGCCAGGUUUAUUCUCAGGCUUGACUCAACCACCUGAUAGAGCAACCAUUCUAGCAACUUUGCCGAUUAGAGAGGCAGCCGACAAGCUCGUGGUGCGAUUCUUUGAUUAUUAUAAUCCAGCAAUUCCAUCACGAUACGUUCUUCACAAGGCAACCUUCCUGAAGCAGUACAACCAGCAUUGGGUUGAUCCUUCGAAGACGAAAAUCAUUUGGAUUGGCAUGCUUUAUUCAAUGUACUGCAUAGCCAUGCAAUCAUGGAUUCGGGGAGACGAAGUCCCCCCUGAAUACGAAGGCACUGCGCCAGCCUUGGUUGAACUUUAUCGUGUCCGGACAGUCCAAUGUCUGAUAGUUUCCGACAUCACCAAACCUGUCGAAUUCAUGAUCGAGACAAUGAACUUGUAUUCUCAAAUCGAGUACGCCGAAGAAAAAGAUGGCAACAUGGGCAGCUACGUGCUAUCGGGAACCAUGUUCCGACUCGCUUUACAACAAGGAUAUCAUCGAGAUCCGUCCCAGCAUCCGAACCUUACAGUCUUUCAAGGUGAAAUGAGGCGUCGUGUAUGGUCAGCCGUCAGUCAACAUGAUCUGCUAUUUUCGGUACAUGUUGGCUUGCCCAAAUCGAUCAGAUAUGCUGAAGGCGACACACUCCCACCCCGAAAUCUCCACGAGCAUGAGUUAUACGAAGACAUGACGGAAUUGCCACCUGCUCGACCGUUAACUGAGGACACGCAAGUCUCAUAUCAAGUCUUUAAAUGGCACUUAAUGCGCGCAUACGGACGAGUUAUCGAAUUUGUGCAUCUCCUUGAACCCCAACCCUAUGAAGAUGUACUGAAAAUCGACAUGGCGCUGCUAAAUCUACGAGAAAUGAUACCGCCUCAUCUGCUGCUAGGCACUCUGGAAGAGAUGCAGAAUGAUGCUCCAGGACGGGUCAUGGAGAAAUACAUCAUUCAGCUGUUUUACAACAAAGCAGUAUGUCUGCUGCACAGAAAGUAUUGGGACGGUGUUCCAACUUCAACUGACAAGAAUACGUGGUAUUACUCGCGAAAGACUUCUGUUAUGUCAGCACUUACUCUUCUGGAACACCAAGUCUCCAUGCACCAAGCUUCAAAGCCAGGGGGAUGUCUCGGGAAGUUCAAAUGGUAUAAUUUCUCUAUCACAAACAACGACUUUCUCCUCGCAGCCAUGAUCUUGUGCUUGGAUUUGAUGAGCAUUCGAGGAACGGCCGGACGACCAGAUGUACCAGAGUGUAUCAUCAACGAGAUUGACAAGCUCAACGCUAUCAAGAGGUCCCGAGAUAUCUGGCAGGAGAUCAUUGACGAUUGCCCAGACGCUCGACGUGCAGUCAAGGUCCUGACAGGAGUCUUGGCAAAGUUGUCAACUAAGAAAUGGGAGGAUCUGAUACCUAGUGCUAAUAGUGAUACGAACUCAACGCCUGCCGUUUCGGCAUCAGCACAGAAUCCAAAUGUCGAUUCUUUGCGUUAUAGUCCUUACUUCACGGAUCAGUUUGGACUUGGAUGCUGUCUGCGGGAUCAACCUGAUACGGUUAUGGGAGAAUCGUUUAUCGAUACCAUGAGCACGGACUUGUCAACAGCAGACUUCAACUGGGACAUUUGGGAUCAAUUCAUGGCCGGUCAAACUCAACCAGACCAUGACUUCACAAACGAUAUUCAGCAACAGCAACAACAGUCCAUAUCUUAG